Parasteatoda tepidariorum (common house spider) is the source of this 1248-nucleotide messenger RNA. RefSeq lists its product as uncharacterized. NCBI's taxonomy places the organism in Eukaryota, Metazoa, Arthropoda, Arachnida, Araneae, Theridiidae. The record is from RefSeq and is a predicted model, not a curated record.
UUAAACUUACUCAUACCGCUAAUGAGCGAAAUAAAAAUAGCUGUCUGUAAUUUAAGAACUUUCAGUUCCAAAACUUUUAUUUAUUUACCUUUUAUUCUUAGAUCUUCUCAUUUUUAUUUUAAACAACUAAUUUUUACGAAAUGAAUUUUCAAUGCAGUUGGAAAGUCUCGGAUGACAGACCAAUAUCAGAUGCGAUAUUUUACAGUCGAGAAACUGAUGAUUCAGACUUGGAAGAUGAAAUCAAUGUGGAGAACUGUGUUUUUCUAAAAGCACCGGAUAAAUGUGAAGGAUUGUACCCAACUGUUCCAGCCUGUCAGCUACUCAUUUCUUGUGAACCACCCAACCAAAUCACUCGUAUUUCUGCUAUAUGUGAAGCAAGGGUGCUGGAGAUUUAUGGUCAUCAUGGAGAAUAUUUGAAAACUGUAUUCAACAGUCCUUUGGAAGAGACUGAAAAUUUGUUUGUCUAUCGUGGGGAUGUAGUUUUAGAUAAACCACUAUCCGUUUGUUCUGUUAAGUUUGUAAAUCUAGAAUCGCAAAAUGAAAUGUGGUUAUUUGGAGUCAAAAUACAUACUGACAAGAUGUCUCACAGCCCUCUAAAUCAAGCAUCUUCAUUACCUUUCUCAUCUCUCUCACAGAGAUUUGCAGAAAUGGGUGACACAUUAGGUGACAAAGAAGCCUUAAAAAGAUUUGCGGAUAAUUUUCUUAAAAUGGGACUUGCCUCAUCCUUACCACAAGGAGCAGCUAUUACAUCUGUUCUUAAUAAUCUGCCAACAUAUGUACUUAAUCCAGGACUUGAAAUGGCAAACAACAAUGAAGUGCAAAAUGCUAAUAUUAUAAACUCAGAAGGGAAAGUGCACAUACUUGAGAAAGAGUCUACUCAAGCAUCUCUUACCACAAAUGAACUAAAUAAAACUGAAGAACUAAAAACAUUUGCAUCUUCUGCUACAUCACCUGUGAUGAUGACACAAACACAAAAUACUGCCACACAAACAGAAGAAAAUUACAUGAACAUGGAAGAAAACUUAAAAACUUACAUAAAUGAGCAAAUACAAGGUAUAAGCAAAAGAUUUCAAGAAUUGGAAGUUAAGUUAUUAUGUAAAUUAGAUGAAAUUGAAUCAUUUGUGAAACCUCAUGGUAUACAAAGUAAUUGACAAAAUGUAUAUUUAUUUGGAUUGUUAAUGUACUUGCCUGUUAAACCAUUGUUAAAUUUUAUUUAUUCUUAAGAAAUAAAAAGCUUUCAAAUUAAAA